AUGGCCAAAGUUCCGCGCAACUUUCGCCUCCUCGAGGAGCUCGAAAAGGGCGAAAAAGGUAUUGGAGAUGGCAGCUGCUCCUACGGCCUCGACGAUGGCAGUGAUCUUAGUAUGUAUAUGCUCACUGCGUACCGGAUACGACUUCUAGCGAUUCACUCGAAAGCUUCGCUAAGCCGGGGCAUUCGCGCGUUCGAGUUCAGCCGCUGA
Molecule: messenger RNA, 207 nt
Organism: Pseudozyma hubeiensis SY62
Lineage: Eukaryota; Fungi; Basidiomycota; Ustilaginomycetes; Ustilaginales; Ustilaginaceae
Exons: 2
Coding region: 1-207 (68 amino acids)
Source: RefSeq, a predicted model, not a curated record